AAUUUAUUUGGACUAAUGAACAUGAAGAAAUAUUCAAUUGGCUUAAACAACAAUUAAUUACUCCUCCUAUACUCCAAUAUCCUGAUUAUAAUAUACCUUUUGUUCUCUUUAUAGAUGCUUCUUAUCAAGGCAUUGGAACAGUACUCGCCCAAAUAAAAGACAAAAAGGAAUAUGUUAUCGCUUAUACAAGCAGAACAUUAUCUCCUGCAAAAAAAAACUAUAGUACUAUUGAGCUCGAAUGUUUAGCAGUAGUCUGGACA
This is a messenger RNA of Dentiscutata erythropus, 260 nucleotides long. Lineage: Eukaryota; Fungi; Glomeromycota; Glomeromycetes; Diversisporales; Gigasporaceae. The record is from the annotation of a GenBank genome assembly.